ACUUCGAGUUACACGAACCCUGGCCGGUGGAUGAUCUGAAGAAUCGCCUGCGGCUAGUGGAGUCGUCCCACGGAAAAUCUCUGAAACCGGAUUGUCAAACUUGUGCAAUGCUUCAGGAGGGGAUUACCGAUGUUAUUGAUCCUUUAAAGUUGGAUUAUAAAGAUGCUCCACUGGUAAACUUUGUAGCAAAUCCCGAAGAAGGGCUGUUGGUCAAUUUUUCGGGUCUGAGGUUGGAAUAUUACUUGCUCCGUGGAGCUCCUCCAAGCCCAUGGAAUGUGAUCAAAUCAGCUUCUCACAUCCCUGCAAACUCACAGUCAGAUGAGAGCUAUCGAAAUAUAAGAAAAUGGAUAAUGGAAUGCACUAUGAAACACCAGAUAUGCCCUUCUAAUGACUCGACCCCACUUCCCAAACGAUUGAUCGAUAUCAGCGAUGGUCAAAAUCCAAAGCUUUAUGAGUCUGCUGGCGAGAGUGGGAGGUACACAGCCCUUUCCCACAGGUGGGGAACGUCACUCAUCAAAACCACUCUCACAACCUACACGCGGCGAACGCGGGAGAUCAAAUGGGAAGAACUUCCCAGAAUUUUUCAGGACGCUAUCACUAUUACUCGCCGGGUUGGUUUGAGAUACGUCUGGAUCGACUCGCUGUGCAUUGUACAAGAUGACAUAAAAGACUGGCAAGAGCAGUCGGCACAAAUGGCUUCCAUAUAUGCGGGUUCAUUUAUCACCAUUGCAGCCACAUCGUCAGAUGACAGCGAUAGCACAUGUCUCUCUUUCACCAACAGAGCAGAGAUACCCGCUCCAUUGAACUCUCACCAAAUAUUUGCAAGGAAACAAAUUAAGCACGAACAUAUGUUUAAUUCGAGGAUGAGCGAUGUUGCAUAUCCGUUGUUCAGUCGCGCUUAGUGCUUCCAAGAGAGACUUCUUGCGACCCGAAUCCUUCACUACACGGAGCAGGAAAUUGUCUUCGAAUGCCGAACUGGCUAUCAAUGCGAAUGUGACGGUAUUUGGAAAGGCAAUGACGAAGCUGUAUCAGGAUGUAUGAAGCUUGCAUACGCACAAAUUCUUCAGGAAAGCCGCAAGUCAGGGA
Molecule: messenger RNA, 1086 nt
Organism: Hyaloscypha bicolor E
Lineage: Eukaryota; Fungi; Ascomycota; Leotiomycetes; Helotiales; Hyaloscyphaceae
Product: HET-domain-containing protein
Exons: 2
Coding region: 108-902 (264 amino acids)
Source: RefSeq, a predicted model, not a curated record